AUGGCAUCUUAGCUAGAGGAUCGUUAGUAAGGAAAUUUUUCUGAUUUUGGAAUUACAGCAAAAGAAUUAUCGUAAAUAAUAUAAAGAAUAAAUAGGAACUGGUUUAUCUAAGAUAAUUUGAGAGAUGGUACAAGUUUGUAAUCUUUGUUGAGAUAUGGAAAAAUAGAAGGUUUGAUGAAGAUUUUGAAAACAGAUAGAUAAGUAUAUAAAAUGAGUAUAUAUGUAGAAUGGAUUAGAUGAUAACAAUAUAAAUGAUAUGGAAUUAAGAAGGAAGAAGUACAUAAUUAUAAUAAUUAAAAUUAUAGUUUUGGUGAUAAUUAAGCUUUCAUAAAAAAACAUAAGAGCUUUUUAGAUUUUGUAAAAACAAUAAAUUAAUUGAAUAGAUGUAUGAAAACUUUUAAGAUUAGAUGCUAAGAUUUUUAUGUUAUAUAGCAAUAGCAAAUAUAAUAUUAGGAUUAUGGAUAGAAGGAUAGGUAGAAAUUAUAAUAUAAAAAAUAAAAUUAGGGAUGUAUAGAUGAAUUAGCAAUUUUGAUUGGAGUUUUAAUAAUAGUAUUAGUGUUAGCAGGAAACUGUUAUGUAAAAGAUUAAAAGUUUAAAAGAAUGGAUGUUAUAAUCAAAAAUAGAAAUGUAAAUGUAAAGAGAAGAGGUAAAACAGUGAGUAUAAAUAUUGAUAAAUUGGUUGUGGGUGAUAUUAUGAUAAUAGACACAGGUGAAAAAAUACCAGUGGAUGGAAUAGUUAUUGAAUCAAGUGAUUUAAGAGUUGAUGAGUCAUCAAUUAAUGGAGAAAGUAAAUUAAUUAAAAAGAAUAUUCCAAUUAUUUAUUAAUAGAAUGAAAAAGUCAGUCCAUUUUUAAUUAGUGGAUCAUCUAUUAUAGAAGGUAUAGGUAAAAUGUUAGUAUUGGCAGUUGGAGAACACUCAUAAUUAGGAUUUGCAAAGAAAUUAAUGAAUUCAGAAUAAUAAUUUGAUUCAAUAUUAUUAUAAGAGAAACUUAAUACUUUGGCAGAUUAAAUUGGUGAAUAUGGAUUAAAAACUGCUAUUAUUACAUUUCUUGUAAUGAUAUUUCAUUAAUUCUAUGAUGCAAUUUUCAAUUAAUAUCCAUUAUUUUCACUUUCUGCUUUAAAAGAUUUAUUUAAUUCUUUUAUUUUUUCAAUAACAAUUAUUAUAGUUUCUGUUCCAGAAGGAUUAACUUUGUUUCUUACAACAAUUUUUGCAUAUUCCAUUUUCAAAAUGAAAGAUCAAAAUAAUCUUUUAAAAUAAUAUUCUGCUUUUGAAGCUAUGGGUAGUAUAAAUAAUAUAUGUUGUGGAGAAACUGGAAUAUUUACAGAUAAUAAAUUAAAUGUUACUAAUUUAUUUAUUGAAGAUAAAGAUUUUAAUAUUAAUAAAUUAGAUCUUUAAUCUAUUAACAUUAAUACUUUAGAAUUAUUAUGUGAAAGUAUCUGCAUAAAUUCAAUGGUUUCUUAAUUAAUAGAUGAUGUAAAUACAAGUGAAUAUAGAAUUGAUUAUAUAGAAUAUGCUUUAAUAGAAAUGUGUUAUAAAUUUGGAUAUGAUUAUAAACAAAUAAGAUAAAAAAUGAGUGGAAAAAUAAUACAUAAAUUGCCUUUUGGUGAAUAGAAAAUAAAAAUGACAACAAUAUUAGAUAAGGGAGAUGGAGAUUAAUACAAAAUUUAUACAAAAGGAGCGCCAGAAAUGCUUUUAGAUAAAUGUUCUCAUUACAUAAAUGAAUAAGGAAAAGUUGUAGGGUAUAAUUAAUAAAAUAUUUAGGAUUACAAAUGACUACAAAUAGAAAUUAAAUACUAUAAUAUAGAAUUAUGGAUAAUAAUAAAUAAAAUCAAUAUUAUUAUUAUUUAGAGAUGUAUUUAAAAUAGAAGAAUUUGAUCAUUUAUAAGAGUAGAUAGAUAAAUCUUAUACAAUAAUAGGAUUAAUAGGAUUAUAAGUAUAAUUAAAAGAUGAAAUAAUAAAUACAGUAUAAUAAUGUAAUUAGGCAGGAGUAAUAGUGAGAUUAAUUAGUGGAGAUAAUAUAGAUACAGCUAUUGCAAUAUCUAAGAAAGUUGGAAUAUUACCAUAGAAUUAUGAAUAUCAUAAAGAUUGUUUAACAGUAAUGGAAGGAGAUAAUUUUAAGUAAAUGAUAGAAGGAUUAAUUUUGGAUGAAUAAAAUGAACUAAAAAUAAAAAAUGUGUAGAAUUUCUAAAAAAUAAUAAAAGAUUUAAGAGUAUUAGUAAGAUCAUCUCCAGAAGAUAAAUAUUGUUUAAUAACAGGUUUAAAAUAACUUGAAAAUGUUGUAGCAAUGAUAGGAGAUUAAAUAAAUGAUGUAUAAUCAUUAAAAAAAGCAGAUGCAGGUUUAACAAUGGAUAUAUCUGGAACAUAAGUUGUUAAAGAAGCAGCUAGUAUUAUACUUUUAGAUAAUAAUUUUACUUCUAUUAUUACAAGUAUGAAAUGGGGUAGAAAUCUAUUCGAUUGUUUAAGAAAAUUCUUAAUAUUUUAAAUUACUAUAAAUAUUGUAACUGUUUUAAUAGCAUCUUUAGGAGAAAUAUUCUUAAAAGAAUCACCAUUAAAUAAUAUAUAAAUGUUAUGGAUUAGUCUAAUUAUGGAUACUAUUGCUUCUAUUGCUUUAGCAACUGAACCUCCUUCUAAUUAAAUAUUAUUAACAGAUAAACCAUUUAAUAGAAUGGAUAACAUAAUUACACCUGAAAUGAUAAAAACUAUUCUAUGUUAAGCAACUUUCUAAAUCUUUAUUCUUUUUAUUAUACUAUUCUAUGGAGAUUCCAUAUUUAAUAUUCAAUCUAGUUAUAGAUACAAUUUAAUCAUUAAAGAAUAUAAGUAAUUAUAAUUCUUAUCUAUAGCCCUAUUUAUCAAUAACAUUAUACUAUCUUCUUUAAUAUCUUUAUAUUUCUAACAAUAUUCAAUUUAUUCAAUGUAAGAAGAUACAAAAAAAUUGAAUUAAAUAUAUUCUAAGGAAUCCUUGAUAACUAUUUAUUCUUAUGCAUUAUUCUUAUAACCAUAAUUGUAUAAAUCAUUAUUAUGUAAUCUAUUAUCUUUCAUUUAUUAGAUAAUUUGGUGGAAGAGCUAUUAAAGUUGCUCCUUUAGAUUUUACUCAACAUAUUCUUUGUAUUUUAAUAGGAAUGUUCAGUUUUGAAGUUGGAUUCUUAAUUAAAUUUAUACCAAAUCAUUACUUUCAAUUCCUUAAAAUAUUUAAACAAUAAAUUUCUGUUGAAGAAGAUCAAGAAACUAUUCCACUUAUUAGUGAUUAUUAAAAAAAUUAAAUUAAAGCCUGA
This is a messenger RNA of Paramecium sonneborni, 3272 nucleotides long. Lineage: Eukaryota; Ciliophora; Oligohymenophorea; Peniculida; Parameciidae. The record is from the annotation of a GenBank genome assembly.